Molecule: messenger RNA, 3423 nt
Organism: Syngnathoides biaculeatus (alligator pipefish)
Lineage: Eukaryota; Metazoa; Chordata; Actinopteri; Syngnathiformes; Syngnathidae
Gene: tulp3
Product: TUB like protein 3
Exons: 10
Coding region: 1429-2910 (493 amino acids)
Biological process (GO): protein localization to cilium
Cellular component (GO): cilium
Source: RefSeq, a predicted model, not a curated record
CUAUCUGCUGUGAAGAAUAGAAAGUAUUGCAAUUACUUUAAUUAUAAUCAUAUGGAAUUCUUCUGGAAACUUGAAUUCUUAGCAGUCCAUUAAACCACAAAUUAUUGACAGCGGGAAAUUUGAUGUGAGAUUUUUCAAAUGUAAACUACUCGACUCAGUAGAGGUCGGGAAACGCGGCAGUAGCCGACAACAAACGAUACUGUACAAUGUUGAGCGUUAUUCAAUAUCAUCUUUUACCGCGGUGUGUGCCUCAAGACGCGUGAUCGGAAUCCCGCGUGAGGAAAAAGAGCCCUGCGGUUGCUUUGGUUACUGUAACCGCUGCCACCUCGCGCGAUUAAAAUAAGCAGAAGGACUAAAUAUGCCCCAAGGUCAGUCCGCGGAAUCAAAGGAGGAAAGCGUUGACUUUUCUGACAUGCUCAGACGCGGCUUCGGUGGCCAUCGUCCAAGAUUCUUCCGAGUCUGUCGUACACUACAAAAUGUUUGCCAUUUUUUAUCUCGUGAUAUGCAUAUUAUUUUUUUCUUUGCCAAGUGUCGUCGUGCUCCGUCUAAUAGAUACUUUCCAUUGACGUCACGCCGACCACGUGUUUUUUUUUUGUUUACAAUGCCAUUUCGGAUGGGAAGAUAGUGUCUACAUACGAUGGCUACGAAGCAACAAGUGUAUACUGUACACAGUUUGGGCUACGGUUAUCGUUUGAUCUUUUCUCUCAAAAGUCCUUUGAAAAUAUGUUUAAGACAAGUUUCUAUGUCAUUACAGUGGGUUGCAUGUUCUUUGUUGUGAACCUCUUUAAAAGUGGAUCUCGACACUCGGACAACAAGAGAAUAAUGCGGGUCCCAGACUGAUAAAAGUUGAAAAACUGCUUGAAACACUUCUCUCGCUCUCCCUUCUCUUCCUUUUGCAAAUUGAUGAUCUCCCACCCUCAAAGACCCUCAAGCUCCGCCAGCUUCGGGUCCAGUUCAACGACGACGACAAGGUAAAAGCACCCCCACCCUGUCAGCGACAACUGUUCUUACUUUGCUCAGAGUGAGGAGAGCCGCUUCAGUAUCUCGCCUUCGACGACUGCGCCAAAGCACCUGCACAAGUAUCCAGACAAAGACUUUGCUCUCGUGCAGCAUUUUGUCAUUUUAAAGAAGAGGAAGUAUUCCCGCAGAAAUGCUCGUCUCAAAGGCCUCGUCCCCCGCUGUUGCCCUUUCUCACAGUAGCCAAACCGCUGGUGGUAUUCUCACCUACACUUCCGUAAUUUUUAGCAUCCCACCUCAGAGCACCUCACACCUCACACCUCACUUUUCAGGCAUUUUUUGAGACUUUUCUGCCACCCAGUUUUGCGCGGGAAGGGCCAAAACGGCCUUCUUUGCUAGAGUUGUGACGUAACAGUGGUAGUCUGAAGUCGAUUAAGUCAGGUAAAUUCCCGCUGAAGGUCCAGGUAUCCAAUGAACAGCUCGUCACUGACCACCAAACAUCUUGUUACACUGUCAGACUGGCUAAUGCUUCUUCGUAUCCCUUCACACCACCGUAGCGGAUUUGACGAUCACCAUAGCAUCAUGCAGCAGAAGCUGGAGAAACAGAGGUCUUUGCUAGAGCAGAAGCAGCGGCGGAAGCGUCAGGAACCCCUCAUGGUACAACCCAACACGGAGGCCCGGCCUCAGCGGACCCGGACGCGGCGCGGUGAAGACGAGGCACCGCUGGUGGAUUCGCCUCUCAGCAAUGCCAACGACAUUAUUGUCGACGGCAUUAAUGGUCCAGCAGCUUUUCUGGGAUCCAAAACUCCCCAAAAGGGAAUGAAAAUCCAGAUCCUUUCCACGAACCAGUCCCAGGCCCAAGUUAAGAAUCAGACCCCACUCAAACCUCAGGCUCCGCCGCCCCCCUCUCCAACUGCGGCCGCUGGGGACACAGAGAAGGCUGGAGACACAGAGACGCCGCACCAAACCAAGACGGACAUCCACGAACUACUGCGGAAACAAGGCCUGUCUGGCAGCAUGAACUUUGAUGAAUCCAGUGAGGACAAUGAGGAAGAGCGUCCACGAUCCCCGACGCCCAGCGAGGAGGCAAUGAGGCCCGCCUCAGCCACUAGCUCUAAGGAGCCGGAGGCUGUCGCUGGUGGCUCGCCUUCCUCCAGGAGCUCGUCUCUUCUGGAGGUGUCCAAUUUAGAGGAGUUUGUGCUGCUUCCCGCGCCACGAGGCGCCACGGUCAAAUGCCGGAUCACCCGAGACAAGAAGGGUAUGGACCGCGGUCUCUACCCCACAUACUACAUGCACAUGGAGAAGGAAGACGGCAAGAAGAUCUUCUUGUUGGCAGGGAGGAAGAGGAAGAAGAGCAAGACGUCCAACUACCUCAUUUCAGUAGACCCCACCGAUCUCUCCCGAGAAGGAGAGAGCUUCAUCGGCAAGCUGAGGUCCAACCUCAUGGGCACCAAAUUCACCGUGUACAAUAACGGUGCAAACCCCUGUAAGAAACUCGCUGCCAUGGAUGACAGCAACACUCGGCAGGAGUUGGCCGCUGUCUGCUAUGAAACCAAUGUGCUGGGAUUCAAGGGUCCACGAAAGAUGACUGUCAUCAUCCCGGGCAUGAAUAGCAACUUUGAGCGAGUGCCCGUGAGGCCCCAAAACGAGCAGGAGAGCCUGCUCAGCCGCUGGCAAAGUCACUCCUUGGACAACCUGAUCGAGCUGCACAACAAGGCGCCCGUGUGGAACGAUGACACCCAGUCCUACGUGCUCAACUUCCACGGACGCGUGACUCAGGCCUCCAUCAAGAAUUUCCAGAUAGUCCACGACAAUGAACCUGACUACAUCGUGAUGCAGUUCGGUCGAGUGGCUGAAGACAUCUUCACGCUGGAUUACAACUACCCAAUGUGCGCCUUGCAGGCCUUCGCCAUCGGCUUGUCCAGUUUCGACAGCAAGCUGGCGUGCGAAUGAACCGGACUGCCCAUUAGGCAAACGAGGUGAACCGUUUCCAAUUAAUGAGGACUCCCCAUGUCCACCGUUGGAAUCAAACUGGGCUUUCCUGCAGCGCUACCCUCAGGACAAACCACCUCAACAGACAUGCCCAACCAUUAUGACUCAUAUUUUAUUAUCCUUUUGUCUUGCAUGGCAAGUGCAUUAUUCUUACCUUAAUUUUUUGUGAAUAGCUUUUACUUUGUGACUUGUUGACGUGAAUUGAAAAUUGCACAGAUUUUUAAGUACUGUAAAUAAAAAAUCAUCACGUCACAAAUUUGUCCUAACUGGCCAAAUAAUAGAGAGAAUCUUUUUGAGCAACAGCUAUUUAAUACGUUUGCUUUUUAACAACAAAACUCGUGGAUGAACAUUUUGAAAUGAAGUGCAAUGCAUUUGAACAGAAAACAUAUUUCAAGUCCUGACACUAAGGGAUAACCUUAAUUCUUUUAAAACCGCUACUUGUGCUAGAUAACCCAAAUAAAAAUGUUUGGAACA